Molecule: messenger RNA, 1554 nt
Organism: Onthophagus taurus
Lineage: Eukaryota; Metazoa; Arthropoda; Insecta; Coleoptera; Scarabaeidae
Source: RefSeq, a predicted model, not a curated record
AUGGAAUGGAUACAAGCCAUGAACAUAAAUCGAUCGCAAGCAAUUAUUUUCGAAAAUACUUGCCCUUAUGAUUCUUUGCAAGAAAUACGGCAAAAAGAAGGAACUUUAAAACCUUAUUUUAGCAUCCCAGGUCCUAAACCUCUACCUUUUCUCGGAAAUAAUUGGCGAUUUUUUCCAAUUGUUGGCCAAUACGACGUUUCCGAUGUGGCUAAAUUAUCUUCGAUUAUUUAUAAACAAUACGGGAAAAUAGCACGGUUAUCCGGAUUAGUUGGACGACCAGAUUUGCUUUUCAUUUAUGAUUGCGAUGAAAUCGAAAAAAUCUAUCGAAACGAGGGAUCAACACCAUUCAGACCUUCAAUGCCGUGUUUAGUGAAAUAUAAAAGCGAAAUUCGUAAAGAUUUUUUUGGAAAUUUACCCGGAGUCGUUGGAGUUCAUGGCGAACAAUGGAGAGAAUUUAGAACUAAAGUCCAAAAACCAGUUUUACAAUUAAAAACAGUAAGAAAAUACAUAGAACCUAUAUCAACAGUAACAGAUGAUUUUUUAAACAGAAUGAUGGACUUAAAAGAUAAAAACGAAGAUAUGCCCAGUGAUUUUGAUAACGAAAUUCAUAAAUGGUCUUUAGAAUGUAUUGGAUUAGUGUCAAUGGAUGUUCGUUUGGGAUGUUUAGAUCCAAAUUUAAGCCCAAAUUCUGAACCACAAAAAAUAAUAAACGCCGCUAAAUACGCGUUAAGAAAUAUAGCAAUUUUAGAAUUAAAAUUUCCAUUUUGGAGAUACUUCCCAUCGAAUAUUUGGAAAAAAUAUGUUCAAAAUAUGGAUUAUUUUGUAUCGAUAUGUACUAAAUAUAUUGAUGAAGCCAUGGACCGUCUUCAAAAGAAAACGAAUAAAUCUGAUAACGAAUUAUCUUUAAUAGAACGAAUUUUGGCAGAUGAACCGGAUAAAAAAACUGCUUACGUUUUAGCGCUAGAUUUAAUCUUCGUUGGAAUUGACACAAUAUCCAUGGCGGUUUGUUCAAUUCUUUACCAAUUAGCCACUCGUCCGGAAGAACAAGAAAAACUUUACCACGAGUUAAAAAGAAUUUUACCCGAUCCAAAAACUCCGUUAACUCCAAAACUUCUCGAUGAAAUGGUUUAUUUAAAAAGUUUUGUUAAAGAAGUUUUUAGAGUUUAUUCAACCGUUAUUGGAAAUGGGAGGACGUUGCAACAAGAUACUGUUAUACAAGGAUAUCAUAUACCAAAAGGAGUUCAAGUAGUUUUUCCAACAUUAGUAACAGGGAGUAUGCCUGAAUACGUUUCAAAACCAGAAACAUUUAAACCAGAACGAUGGUUAAAAAACAGUGAAGAGAAAAUACAUCCUUUUGCAUCGUUACCUUAUGGAUAUGGGGCUAGAAUGUGUCUUGGGAGGAGAUUUGCGGAUUUAGAAAUACAAAUAUUAUUAGCUAAGUUAAUUCGAUCUUAUAAAUUAGAAUUUCAUCAUGAUCCUUUAGAAUAUAAAGUAACUUUUAUGUAUGCACCGGAUGGAGAUUUAAAAUUACGAGUUUUAAAAAGGUAUGAUUAA